UACUUUGGUACUAGUUGUCUAGUCUGUAAGUUAGUGUUGACUUCAUUCGGGAUCGAAGACUUGUUAUCAUCAAAUCCCAUGGUCUCAACAAACAUUCAAUCAUUAAUCUGCAACUAUGCAGUACAUAUGCAAGCUCUUGUGUGCUUUCUUAAUGUUUAUGCUUCCAUCAUGUCAUGGUAGAGACGCAAUCACCACCGGAAGCAGUUUAUUAACUGAGGGUGACGCACUUGUUUCGGCUGGGAAAAGAUUUGAGCUUGGUUUCUUUCUAGAUGAAGAACAUUCAAACUGCUAUGUAGGCAUUUGGUAUUACAAGUUGAACCCCCAAACAAUUGUCUGGGUUGCCAACAGGGAGUCUCCAAUUCAGGACCCAGAAGGGGCUGUCGUCGCCAUUAAAGAAGAUGGAAAUCUUUAUGUUCUGAAUGCUACUGGCGCUACAUGUUUCUCCACACAACUUGAUCCUACGCCCUCUAAGUCACACAGGACUGCAAGGACAGCAAGGCUUUUGGAUUCUGGGAAUUUAGUUCUGAUUGAUAAUCUUUCGGGAAAGACUUUAUGGCAAAGUUUCGGCCAUCCAGCCGAUACUUUUCUUCCUGGGAUGAAAAUGGAUGAGAGUUUAACACUGACUUCCUGGGCAAGUUCUGGCUACAACCCCACGCCUGGAAAUUACACCUUCAUCCAAGAUCCAGGAGACAAGGAACAGUACAUCAUCUAUCACAGAUCUGUAACAUACUGGAAAAGUGGAGUAGGAGACCAAUUAACCAGUUUAAAUACUUUGCCCCCUGCUGUAUCCUCCUUGCUAUCCAAUUUUAAAACAAAUGACUCAAGUCAGCCUCCAUACCCAAAUCCAAGGCUAUUGAUGAAUUCCAAUGGGAAAAUACAAUUCUAUAUCUGGGAUAGCAAUAAAACCAGUUGGUCUUUGCAAUGGUCAGAGCCACGCAAUAAUUGCAGUUCGUAUAACAGAUGUGGGAAGUUUGGUAGCUGUAACAACAACAAUGAUGUACCCUGCAAGUGUUUGCCGGGGUUUGAACCUACUAAUCCCGAUGAUUGGGGAGCUAACGUAUUUUCCGGUGGCUGUUCUAGGAAGUCAGCUAUUAGCUGCAACCAGAAUGGCAAGAGAGACACAUUCUUGAACCUCACUUCAGUGGUAAUCGGGAAUCCAGACUUGGCUUUUUCAAAUGCUGAGACUGAAGAAGACUGCAAACAGGAGUGCCUUAACAAUUGCCAGUGCCAGGCUUAUUCCUAUAGUGCAUUGGAUCCUACUCGAAGACAAAGAGGGACUGGUGACCUUAGACAAGAAUGCAGAAUUUGGACAUCUGAUGUCAUUGCUCUCCAACAGGAUAUCACAAAUGAUCUUAACAUUUCCAUCCGCAUUGCAAUCUCAGACAUGGGUAACAAUGAUAAACCUCCAGCAGAGCCAACUUGUAGCACUUCUAUUGACUGUGAGGAUUUGCCCAACUCAAUUUGUAAUGCUACAAAACAAGGGCUGGGAAGGUGCCUAUGCAAAUCCGGUUUCAAAUGGGAUGCCUUAAGCUUAAAUUGUACCUCAGUAAUGACAGAACUGGGGUCAUCAAACAAAAGGACAAAAUCUUCUGUGAAGUUCAGAUCAGUGAUUAUUUCUAUCUCAGUGUUUCUAGCGGUUGUAAUGUUGUGCAGCAUUGGCUACAUAAUUUAUAGAAGAAAUUUGGUUCGUAAAAGAAAGGACAAAAGAAUUGUAGGAAACCAACUUAAUAACUUGGCAAACAUUGGAGACCAAGAGGAUGAGUUAACUGAGGAUGAUAAGAAAGCCAUUGACAUUCCAUUUUUUAGCCUGGAAAUCAUAUUGGCAGCAACAGAUAAUUUCUCAGAUGCAAACAAGCUUGGACAAGGGGGAUUUGGCCCGGUUUAUAAGGGUAUUUUUCCUGGAGGGCAAGAAAUUGCAGUGAAAAGGUUAUUAAGCCAGGGAGGGCAAGGUGUGAAUGAAUUCAAGAACGAGAUUGUGUUGAUUGCCAAGCUUCAACAUCGCAAUCUAGUGAAACUUGUAGGCUAUUGUGUCACAACAAAUGAAAAGAUUUUGUUGUAUGAAUACAUGCCAAACAGAAGCUUAGAUGCCAUCAUAUUUGAUUCCACACUGGCUGAUAUGCUGGAUUGGAAAAUGAGGUUCGACAUCAUAUUGGGCAUUGCUAGAGGUCUUCUUUAUCUCCACCAGGACUCGAGGUUGAGGAUCAUUCAUAGGGAUCUUAAAGCUAGCAACAUUUUAUUAGAUCAAGAGAUGAACCCUAAGAUUUCAGAUUUCGGGCUGGCAAGAAUCGUUGAAGGAAAAAGUAUAGAAGCCAAUACAAACAAAGUUGUUGGAACUCUGGGAUAUAUGCCUCCGGAAUAUGCACUGGAGGGGCUCUUCUCAAUCAAAUCUGAUGUUUUUAGUUUCGGUGUGGUUGUACUUGAGAUCAUUAGUGGAAGGAAAAACACAUCAUUUUUCCAAUCUCAAGAAUCCUUGAACCUCUUAGGCCAUGCAUGGAAGUUUUGGAUGGAAGAGAAAGCAGUGGAUAUGAUGGAUCCGGUUCUGGUCUCUUCUUGCAACCAAAGUGAAGUGUUGAGGUGCAUAAAUGUGGGGCUAUUAUGCGUGCAAGAAGAUCCAAACGACCGGCCAACAAUGUCGAAUGUUGUUAUAAUGCUAGCGACUGAAAACAUGAGUGUUCCACCGCCGAAGCAGCCAGCUUUUGUAGCAAGGCGGCGUAUUUCUGAAACGCCAUCUUCUUCUUCGUCCAAGAUCACCGCCGAAUCCCACAAUGAGUUGACUAUUUCAAUGGUGGGUCGAUAGUUAACCAAUCAAUACUCUUUUGAUAUGAUUAUCUCAAACCAACCAAUUUAAAAUCAGUAAAGAUGUAUGAGAUUUUAAUGUUGGUUGAAAGAGCAUUAUUUAACCGAGUGACAACAAUAAAAUGGCAAUUUAUUA
Messenger RNA from Ipomoea nil (Japanese morning glory), 2932 nucleotides. RefSeq names its product G-type lectin S-receptor-like serine/threonine-protein kinase At4g03230. Gene Ontology annotation, biological process: recognition of pollen; protein phosphorylation. Bases 116 to 2797 code for a protein of 893 amino acids. Lineage: Eukaryota; Viridiplantae; Streptophyta; Magnoliopsida; Solanales; Convolvulaceae. Gene Ontology annotation, molecular function: protein serine/threonine kinase activity; ATP binding. The transcript has 7 exons. The record is from RefSeq and is a predicted model, not a curated record.